AUGACAGAAUAUAUUUUUAUUUUAAGUUCAUUUAUUGCGCUAGGGUGCUUAGGCGUAUCAUUGAAGCCUUCACCUAUUUAUGGGGGUAUGUGUUUAAUUGUUAGUGGGUGUUCUGGUUGUUUAGCGGUGUUAGGGUUUGGUGGAUCUUUUUUAGGUGCUAUGGUGUUUUUAAUUUAUUUAGGUGGUAUGUUGGUUGUCUUUGGGUAUACGACUGCUAUGUCUACGGAGGAGUUUCCUGAGACUCUAAUGUCAAGUUGAUCGGUGUUUGGUGCGUUGAUAACGGGUAUUUUUAUGGAGAUGGGUGUAGUUUAUGCUUCUAAUGAGUAUAAUUUAGUAAAUUCUGUGUUAGUACAUAAUAGUAACACAGGGGGUUGGGUGGUUUAUGAUAGUGAUGAGCUAGGGUUAAUGGGAGAGGGGGGUGCUGGGGUGGCUGCCUUGUAUAGUUGUUCUGCAUGAUUGAUGGUGGUGUCUGGGUGAACUUUAUUAAUGGGUGUUAUAGUUAUUAUUGAGAUUGUUCGAAUUAAUUAG
Molecule: messenger RNA, 528 nt
Organism: Peromyscus maniculatus bairdii (prairie deer mouse)
Lineage: Eukaryota; Metazoa; Chordata; Mammalia; Rodentia; Cricetidae
Source: the annotation of a RefSeq genome assembly